This is a messenger RNA of Drechmeria coniospora, 192 nucleotides long. RefSeq lists its product as uncharacterized. The record is from RefSeq and is a predicted model, not a curated record. The coding region runs from base 1 to 192 and encodes 63 amino acids. Lineage: Eukaryota; Fungi; Ascomycota; Sordariomycetes; Hypocreales; Ophiocordycipitaceae. The transcript has a single exon.
AUGGUAGUUUGUCAAGGCAACGCUGACCCGGACGUGACGCCGCGGGCUUCGCGCACGAACCAGAGGUGCCUUCAGCCGAAGGCCGACGCCGCGGGCGUGACUACGCAGCAGCUCGGCUCGCCGGUGGAGAAGAAGCCCGCAUUUCGGCAGACACAGCCGACGCUUAGGCACGGAAAUGGCGCCAAAGAGUAG